AGGACAAAGAAUGAUCGAAAUGACCUCGAUGCAUGCGGCGCCAACCGGACAUCCCGAGUAAGAAAAAAGAUGCAUUCGUUUCAUUGUAAAAAUAAUAAUAAUAAUAUCUGGACGGUGAUGAUACAUCCAAGUGUGCCAAGUUGCCAACCUUUGUGAAGAAGCGUCGUUUUGCUCCACGCCUGCCACGUUUGCUAAAUAAAUAACUAAAUUUUAAUUUAUUGAGUUAUCUGGUGUUGUAGCUGGUAAAAGAGAUAGACACAAACAUAACCUACACUUGUUGAUCCAGUUGAUGAGUUAUAUACUUUGAUCUCCAGGUAAUUAAAAAAUAAAAAUGCAUAGACACAAUCAAGAGUAUAACAAAAAUCGUUCGAAUGAACCGCAAGUUGAACUGGAAAGUCAGUUCAUAUUACGACUUCCAGAGGAACCAGCGAAAGUCUUAAGAGAAGUCUUGCAGUCGGGGAUGCCGCUCAAAGAUCGCUUGAGCAUUAAAAUUGAAAAUGACAUGAGAUAUGGAGAAGUUAGGUUUGACCACUGGCUGUUACAUGCUAAGGUUGUAGAUUUGCCGACAGUUGUCGAGUCUUUGAAGACAAUUGACAAUAAGAGUUUUUACAAGACAGCUGAUAUUUGUCAGACUGUAAUUUGUAAAGAGGAAGACGAUCAUACGACAGAUGAUGAGUCACCGGUGAGACAAAAGAAAAAAGAUCCGAACAAGGUUGAUAGAAAAUUCUUAUGGCCUCAUGGUUUGACGCCGCCGACAAAAAAUAUACGGAGACGGCGUUUUAGAAAGACACUGAAGAAAAAGUAUGUCGAAGCUCCUGAGAUUGAGAAAGAGGUCAAAAGGUUGUUGAGAGUUGACAACGAUGCAGCUAAUGUUAAGUGGGAAGUUAUCUGUGAGGAUGAAGACAGCACGAAGCCUAAUAAAAUAUCUAAUUCGGGUACUGUAAAAGGUAAACGAGAUGCUAAUGGAUCAUCGCAGAAUGUUGAUGUUGCUGAGCACGACAUAUUCGGAGAAGCUGUCAGCGAUAGUGAGGAUGAGGACGAAGAGACAAACAUCAAUGUCAUGGAGCUGGAUGAAACCAGCCGUCUGUCUGCUGACAGUCGUGUCUCAGACUCAAAUUCAAUGCAAGUCGGUUUCUCAGAACGUUCUGGACAGGACACCAACACAUGCAGCCAAUUGCUUACCGAAUUCAGCAAAGAUAUGUUCCCCUCGCAGACUUCUGAUGAACAGGACAACAAAUCUAGUGUUGAAGGAGUUCAAAAAGUACCCAAGAUUGAAGACUUUCAUUCAGAAUACAUUAUUCCUGAUGACUCUGAGACACCAUCAAUGUCUUCCAACAAAGGUUCACUAUCAUCGCGUUUAGUCACGCUCCACAACGAACUAGCGGAAAUACGUCAACGUAAACAGCAGCAGGAAGCUGAAAUAGCAAAUAUUGAUAAUCUUAAAUUACGUCAGAGAUUCCAAGAGAUCCUCGACAAUCUCGGAAUACAGGAAGAGCAGAAAGUGCAAGAGAUCCAAGAAUUAGAACUGGCGAGUAAGUACGCGAUUGAAUAAUACUCAUGUGCACUGAUGAGAUGAAUAAUGAUGACAAAUAAUCAACUACUUGACGUAAUAAAUACAUUUGUAUAUAUAUAUAUAAUAAUAAUAAUAAUUG
Microplitis mediator is the source of this 1652-nucleotide messenger RNA. It is a transcript of the gene Taf7, whose product is annotated as transcription initiation factor TFIID subunit 7. The record is from RefSeq and is a predicted model, not a curated record. Gene Ontology annotation, biological process: transcription initiation at RNA polymerase II promoter; RNA polymerase II preinitiation complex assembly. The coding region runs from base 332 to 1552 and encodes 406 amino acids. Gene Ontology annotation, molecular function: RNA polymerase II general transcription initiation factor activity. Gene Ontology annotation, cellular component: transcription factor TFIID complex. NCBI's taxonomy places the organism in Eukaryota, Metazoa, Arthropoda, Insecta, Hymenoptera, Braconidae. The transcript is spliced from 7 exons.